This is a messenger RNA of Closterium sp. Naga37s-1, 1737 nucleotides long. Lineage: Eukaryota; Viridiplantae; Streptophyta; Zygnematophyceae; Desmidiales; Closteriaceae. The record is from the annotation of a GenBank genome assembly.
AUGCUUGAGUGGUCGAGAAUCUGCAGUGAAGACUGGAGGGAGCUCGACAAUCUCUCAUCCAACAGCAUCUCCCAGCACGACCUGUUUGACCCUGUGUGGUACGCGUCGCUCUUAUACACCACUCCUUCCACUCCUUCCACUCCUUCCCCUCCUUCCCCUCCUUCCCCUCCUUCCACUCCUUCCACUCCUUCCCCUCCUUCCCCUCCUUCCCCUCCUUCCCCUCCUUCCCCACCUUCCCCUCGUUCCCCUCCUUUUACUCCUUUCCCUCCUUCCCCUCCUUCCCCUCCUUCCCCUCCUUCCCCUCCUUCGCCUCCUUCCCCUCCUUCGCCUCCUUCCCCUCCUUCGCCUCCUUCCCCUCCUUCCCCUCCUUCCCCUCCUUCUCCUCCUUCCAUUCCUCCAAUUUCCUCCCGCACCCUCCCAUCCCUCCCCCUCCACCCCCCGCCCAGCUCCCAGCACGACCUGUUUGACCCAGUGCGCUACGCGUCCCUCAAGGGCUUUGAGGAUAACGUGGCGCUGCUGCUGGACAAGUUGGGGAUCCAGGCCUCGUCUUCGUGGCAAGAGGCCUCGUCCUCAUGGCAGGAGGUGACGUUCAUAGGGCACCAGCAGGCGGGCAUGGUGGGGCUGCUGCUCGCGCUGCAGAGGCCUGACCUCUUCCACCGAGUCAUCACGCUCGCCUCCUCGCCCAGGUUUAGAUUGCUCUCAGACGUGGAAUAUGCGGGCGUGUUUGAGCUGCAGGAUCUGGACCAGGUGUUUGGGGUCAUGCAGUCCAACUACACGGUGAGAGGGAAGUUACUGGAGGGGAGGGGGGCCAGGAAGUGUUGUUGGGAUGGGAGAUGGGUGGAAGAAGGAAGAUGUGUGGGGCCAGGACAUGUCUGUUUGUUUGAGCUGCAGGAUCUGGGCCAGGUGUUUGGGGUCAUGCACUCCAUCUACCAGAUGUGGGCAGCGGGGUGCAUGCCAGUGCUUUCAGCCGACACAACAUCCGACUGUCUCUCCCUUGUGCUUCAUUCACCCACGCUCCUAGAAACCUUCCCUCCACACCACCAUACCACACCUCCACCUCUCCCCCUCGCAAUAGAAGUGGGCAGCGGGGUGCAUGCCAGUGCUUUCAGCCGACACAACAUCCGACUGCCCCACGUGCGCAACUCAACUCACACUCCUUACCGUUUCCCCCAACCCCACCACAUCCCUACCCCUUCUCCCCCCACUCCCUCUACAGAUGUGGGCAGCGGGAUGUGGGCAGCGGGGUGCAUGCCAGUACUGACACCAUAUGACAUUCGACUGCCCCACGUGUGCGACUUCACGCGCCCGCUCUUCUCCCUCCGCCCAGACGUUGCCUUCGCGCUGCUCAAAGCCACCUUCGCCUGUGACGUGCACGCUGUGCUCUCAGAGGUACUAGUACAGUCGCACAUGCUGCUGAUUGCACUCGACCCCACGGUACCGCACUCCACCACACAGCACAUGCUCGCAGCCAUCCCAAACUCGUAUGCAGCGAUCCUCGCUGCACGUGCGUCCAGAUGUCGUCGCAACGAGCAUCCUGCGCCACAUCAGCAUGCCAGAACGGGACGCUCAGAGCCAAGCAUGUUGCCAGACGGUCAGCACGCGAUUCGCCAUCCCUUCGUCGAUGCUGCCGCCGACAAGAGUGGUGGAGGAGGGCUGGGAGUGAUGGGAUGGGGCCCUCGGACUGGAGUGAGAGGGAGUGGGAAUGAGAGGCAGGGGCGCUGUGCAUGGGCUGACUGA